Messenger RNA from Acytostelium subglobosum LB1, 1377 nucleotides. RefSeq lists its product as hypothetical. The record is from RefSeq and is a predicted model, not a curated record. The transcript has a single exon. Gene Ontology annotation, biological process: dephosphorylation. Lineage: Eukaryota; Evosea; Eumycetozoa; Acytosteliales; Acytosteliaceae. Gene Ontology annotation, molecular function: alkaline phosphatase activity. The coding region runs from base 1 to 1377 and encodes 458 amino acids.
AUGAUUGGCGAUGGAUUCGGACCGGCCGCCGCUACAAUGGCUCGUCUGGCCCAGGCUCACAUGAAUGGCGUCGAGUACAUGCCCCUCAAACUGGACUCCCAUCUCGUUGGCACAGUGCGCACCGCUUCAUACAGCAGCGAUGUCACCGACUCGGCCGCCGGCGCCACAGCCUACGCCACUGGCGUCCACGCCAACAAUGAUGCCGUGAGUGUCGAUCACAACUACAAACCUGUUGGCACGCUGUUUGAGGCCGCCCGCCUCAAGGGCAUGAAGACGGGUGUCGUCACGACCACACGCGUCACCGACGCCACACCUGCCUGUUUCUACGCUCAUUCAACGACCCGCAAGACAGAGGACUUUAUUGCCACACAGAUGAUGGACAUGGACAUGACCGUGGCCUUGGGCGGUGGAUCACAGUUCUUCAAUCAAACAAUGUUGGACAAGGCUCAGCAAGUGAAUCAAUACUCAAUGGUGUACAAUCGAACGAGCAUGCUUCAAGUCAACAAGGGCAAGAUGAUAGGACUGUUCACGCCACAUGACAUACCCUACGACAUUGACAGGAUCAAUCAGAAGAUGACAGAUAUCCCCACGCUGAAAGAGAUGACAGUUAAGGCAUUGGAGUUACUGGCGCAGGAUAAUCAGCAUGGCUUCAUCAUAAUGGUGGAGGGCGCCAAGAUCGACCUGGCCGGACACAGCAACGACGCCGCCGCACAGAUAUAUGAGACACUCAACUUUGACGAUGCGUUCAACGCAGUCCUGGACUUUGCCGCCAAUGACAGGAACACGUUAGUGCUGGCAACUGCCGACCAUGAGACAGGCGGUAUCACCUUGGGCUUCCAGCCCGACGCACACGUCUACCCCACGUACAAGUGGCUCCCGGAUGUACUUCUCAACUUUACCGCGUCAGCAGCCACGAUGGAGAAGGAGAUCUUUGCCACUAGAGUCAACGUCACUGAUGCUAGUGUCGCCACAAACAACUCUGUGAUCAACUCUGUCGUCAACAAAUAUUACAAGCCAGGCAAUUGGGAUCAGUCUCCCUUCAACUUCACAACAUCGGAGCUGGAGCUAUUGCAGUCUUUCUGGAGUGCCAACAACAAUGGAUCGUUCGCAAGCUUCCUCGGCCGGUUCAUUGGGGAGCGUGCUCUGGUCGGCUUCACAACCAGUGGACAUACAGGAGUCGAUGUCAACUUGUACACAUACUACUCUGGCGAUAAUCAAGAUAUCAAAGAAUCAAUAGAGUCCAAACUACAUGCCAACAUUGAUAACAUUGAAAUAGCGCACUAUAUCCAAGAUGUGCUGGAACUAGACAUGGACGAGGUGACAGCCUCUCUAGCAAACUUCAAUCCAGGAAUAAUUCCACCAUUCCCUCCAUCAUAA